Molecule: messenger RNA, 330 nt
Organism: Alternaria burnsii
Lineage: Eukaryota; Fungi; Ascomycota; Dothideomycetes; Pleosporales; Pleosporaceae
Exons: 3
Coding region: 1-330 (109 amino acids)
Source: RefSeq, a predicted model, not a curated record
AUGGCUCAGUCCAUGACCCCAAUGGAAGAUGCUCUGCGGACCAAAAUUACAGAAGCUUUGAAGCCAACUUCGCUCGAGAUCUUCAAUGACUCACAUAAGCAUGCGCAUCACAAAGCCAUGCAAGGAGUCACCAGCAGAGAGACGCACUUCCGGGUUUUCAUCACCUCACCAGAGUUCAAAGGCAAGAUGCAACUUGCACGCCACCGCAUGAUCAACUCCUUGAUGAAGGAAGAACUCGCCAAAGAAGGCGGUAUCCAUGCGCUGCAACUCAUUACCAGGACACCAGAGGAGGAAGAGGCCAGGAAACAGAAGGAAGCAGUUCAGGCAUGA